Molecule: messenger RNA, 1113 nt
Organism: Entamoeba dispar SAW760
Lineage: Eukaryota; Evosea; Mastigamoebida; Endamoebidae
Product: malate dehydrogenase, putative
Exons: 1
Coding region: 1-1113 (370 amino acids)
Molecular function (GO): oxidoreductase activity
Source: RefSeq, a predicted model, not a curated record
AUGACUGACGACUCAAAGUAUAGAAUUCAUUUUGAUGAAUUAGAAAAGUUUAUAAAAGAUGUGUUAAUGGCUAAAGGAGUUGAAGAACCAGAUGCAGCAAGAUGUGCUAAAGUUCUUAUUCAAGCUGAUAAACAAGGAAUGGAUACUCAUGGUAUUCAAAGAUUAAAGACUAUUUAUUGUGAUAGAAUUGAUUGUGGACAAUUAAAUACUAAAACUGUUUUUGAUAUUGUUAAAGAAACGGAAACUACAGCUGUAGUUGAUGGACACAAUGGUAUGGGACAUUCUAUUGCUAUGCAAGCUAUGCAAUUAGCUAUUGAUAAAGCUAAAAAACAUGGAAUGGGUAUGGUAGUUGUUAGAAAUGGUACUCAUUAUGGUAUUGCUGGUUAUUAUCCACAAAUGGCUGCUCAACAAGGAUGUAUUGGAUUUUCAGGAUGUAAUGCUAGACCAUCAGUUUGUCCAUGUUGGUCUGUAGAACCAAAACUUGGAACUAAUCCACUUGUUUUUGCUUUCCCAAGUGAUGAAGGAUUCCCAUUCUGCCUUGAUUGUGCAACUUCUAUUGUUCAAAGAGGAAAAAUUGAAAUGUAUGCUAGAGAAGGAAAGAAAUGCCAACCAGGAUGGGUUUGUGAUAGAAGUGGUAAAGUUCUUUCUGAACCAGGACCUAUGUUAGAAGCUUUCCAAAAAGGAACUGCUGCUUGUUAUCCACUUGGAGGUUAUGGUGAAGAGAUGGGAGGUCAUAAAGGAUAUGGUUAUGCUUGUGAUGUAGAAAUAUUAUCCUCAGCAUUGUCUGGAGCUAAUUUCCUUUCUCAGUGUGGUGGAUUAAGGGAUGGAAAGAAAGUUCCAAUUGAACUUGGACAAUUCUUUAUGGCUAUUAAUAUUGAAUCAUUUAGACCAUUAGCUGAUUUUGAGAAACAAGUUGGUGAUAUUGCUCGUGAACUUAGAGCUGCUGCUAAAGCUCCAGGUGCUACUAGAAUUUAUACUCCAGGUGAAAAAGAACAUGAAACUUUCUUAGAAAGAAGUAAGAAAGGUGUUUUCAUUCCUGAAGUUACAAGAUCAGAGAUGGAGAAAUUAAGAGCUGAUUGUAAACUCGACACUAAAUUCCCAUGGGAUAACUAA